Molecule: messenger RNA, 1372 nt
Organism: Schistocerca piceifrons (Central American locust)
Lineage: Eukaryota; Metazoa; Arthropoda; Insecta; Orthoptera; Acrididae
Product: alpha-N-acetylgalactosaminidase-like
Exons: 10
Coding region: 137-1372 (411 amino acids)
Biological process (GO): oligosaccharide metabolic process; glycoside catabolic process; glycosylceramide catabolic process
Cellular component (GO): cytoplasm
Molecular function (GO): alpha-galactosidase activity
Source: RefSeq, a predicted model, not a curated record
UGAGCACUGUUUUUUUCCAUACUUUUAAUGUUCCACUACACCUGUACCAACUAAUAACAACAAGCAGCUUCUUUUCUUGUGACCAGCCAGUGCACUUUUCAUUCUAGGAGAUACUGCUUUCUGUCUACUCAGUGAUAUGGCAGGAAUAGAAUUGCUGCUUCUUUCUUUAAUUCUGGCUGAAACUUCAGUCGCCUUGGAUAAUGGCUUGGCAUUGACACCUCCAAUGGGAUGGUUAGCAUGGCAAAGAUUUCGCUGUGUUAUUGACUGUACAAACUAUCCUGAUGAAUGUAUUAGUGAGCAGUUGUUCAAGAGAACAGCAGACCUGAUGGUUUCUGAAGGAUAUGCUGAUGUUGGUUAUGAGUAUGUCAUUAUUGAUGACUGUUGGCUGGCAUCAUCACGAGAUGCAUAUGGUCGCCUCCAGCCUGAUCCAGAUCGUUUUCCAAGUGGUAUUAAAGCAUUGGCUGAUUAUGUCCACUCAAAGGGUCUAAAAUUUGGAAUAUAUGAAGACUAUGGGACAAAUACCUGUGCUGGAUAUCCUGGUAUUCUGGGGCACCUGGAAACAGAUGCUCAGACAUUUGCUGACUGGGAAGUAGACUAUGUGAAACUAGAUGGUUGUUAUGCGGACACAAAAGAUAUGAAUGAAGGGUAUCCAGAAUUUGGCAUGUACUUGAAUGCAACUGGUCGACCUAUGGUGUAUUCUUGCAGUUGGCCUGUAUAUCAAGAGCAAGAUGGCCUUCCAGUUAAUUUUGAGCUCUUAAAACAAUAUUGUAAUCUGUGGCGCAAUUAUGGUGAUAUUGAUGAUUCAUGGAACAGUGUUACAAGCAUAAUGAGCUACUUUUCUUCAAAUCAAGACAGAAUUGCACAUCAUGCUGGACCAGGCCACUGGAAUGACCCUGACAUGCUGAUUAUUGGAAAUUAUGGACUAAGCUUGGAACAGAGUAAAGUGCAGAUGGCUGUGUGGGCCAUACUUGCAGCACCAUUACUUAUGUCAAAUGACUUGAGUGCUGUUGAACCACAAUUCAAGGCAGUUCUUCAGAAUACAGAUGCUAUUGCCAUCAAUCAAGAUCCACUUGGUAUUCAAGGUAGAAGAUAUGGAAAGAAACAAAAUAUAGAGAUAUGGAUUCGACCAAUAACACCUGUUGUCAAUGAACAGUACUCUUAUGCAGUUGCAUUUGUGAGUCUACGAACAGAUGGUAUUCCAUAUCCACUGCAAUUUACUUUACAGGAGUUGAAUCUCAAUAAUCCCAAUGGCUACACAUUUCAGGAGCUCUUCAGCAGCAAUGACACAUUCAUUAUCAGCCAGAAUGACACAUUGCAGUUCAGAGUGGUGCCAACAGGUGUGAAGUUCUACAGGGCUACUGUAAUAGAAUAA